This is a messenger RNA of Hibiscus syriacus, 1605 nucleotides long. Its product is annotated as alpha/beta hydrolase domain-containing protein 17B-like. The coding region runs from base 376 to 1476 and encodes 366 amino acids. The transcript is spliced from 6 exons. Lineage: Eukaryota; Viridiplantae; Streptophyta; Magnoliopsida; Malvales; Malvaceae. The record is from RefSeq and is a predicted model, not a curated record.
GAAGCCCCUCUCUCUCACUUCACUUACCAACUCAUACACUUCACUCCAUCAAACUCUAUCUCUAUUCAUCUCCAUUUGAAAAAACUCUUAGAUCCAAUCAUCCUGCAGAAUCCAACCCCAUUAAAAUUUAAAAAGAGAAAAAAACUGAAUUAUUUUCACAAAUCUAGCUAGGCAAAAUCUCAUCUUCUUUGUACCUCCUACCUUCUUCCCCAACCACUGCAUCGUAAGUAAAGACACCCCUUUAAAGUCCAUCUUAUUGCUACGAGCUUUUCCUUUAGUGUUUCCUUACCUAAACAGUACUGAAAGACCCCACUUUUAUUUUCCCUUUCCUUUUUCUGUCAUGCACUCAAGCUUGUUCCUUUUCUUGGGGGGUGAAUGGGGUGUGUGUUGUCUCAGUUGGCUGCAAAGUUUGCUUUUUUCCCACCAUCUCCACCUACUUAUCAGGUUAAGAAGUGUGACAAUGGGAAACUCACGGUGGUUUCUUCUUCUUCGACUCCUGCUCCCGUCGCCGAUGAUCCUUCUUUGGAUGUGCUUUUGAUCGACACCAAACGUGGGAACAAGAUUGUUGGUUUUUACUUUAGAAACCCAUAUGCACGCCUCACUGUGCUGUAUUCUCAUGGCAAUGCUGCUGACCUUGGCCAACUCUAUGACCUCUUUGUCCAGCUCAAGGUCAACCUCAGAGUCAAUCUCAUGGGGUAUGACUAUUCUGGCUAUGGAGCAUCUACUGGGAAGCCAAGUGAAUUGAACACUUAUGCCGAUAUAGAGGCGGUGUAUCAUUGUCUUCAGACCGAGUACGGAGUUAGUCAGGAAGACUUGAUUUUAUAUGGACAGUCAGUCGGAAGUGGACCGACGUUGCAUUUGGCAGCUAAGCUACCAAGGCUAAGAGGUGUAGUUUUGCAUAGUGGCAUUCUUUCUGGCCUUCGUGUGCUCUGCCAUGUCAAGUUUUCAUUCUGCUUUGACAUUUAUCAGAACAACAAUAAGAUUCAGAAGGUGAAGUGUCCUGUCCUUGUAAUACAUGGCACGGACGAUGACGUUGUCAAUUGGCUGCAUGGAAAUGGACUUUGGAAAAUGGCAAGGGAACCAUACGAGCCUUUGUGGAUCAAAGGAGGUGGUCACUGCAACUUGGAGCUAUACCCUGAUUACAUUCGCCAUCUUUGCAAGUUUGUUUAUGAAAUGGAGAACACGACAACGGAAAUUCGCCUUAAAAGGAUUCGGCAGAGUCUCAGUUUACCGGCAAGGUCAGAUGGCAACUCGGUUACCAGUGAGAAGUGCUGUAAGAUUAAAUUAUGCCAACCUAAAUGCCCCGAAUGUCCGAAACCAAGAUGCAGAUGUUGCCGGUGGCCGAAGUCGUUUUGUUGUUGGAAACCGGAAUGGCCAAAAUGCCUGUUGGGUUGUUCCUGCUGCAGCUUCAAAUGUUCAGAGUGGAGAUGUUGUGUGGGUAUACAUAAAGGGUUAAAUGGUGAACAAGAGGGCUAAUGGUGAUAUUGUGCUCUGUAUAGAUUUGGUGAACUUGCUAACAGCGUCCCCUCUAAUCACUGGCAUUAGUACACUAAACAAGAGCAAUAUGAGUUCUAGGGCAGAAAUUGAUCGAAUGUUUUCAUCAUA